AAUUCCAAAACCAGUCUUUAACAACUAAUCGACGACUUAAUUGACCCAAGUGCUAACAGUUUACUUCAUUGCAAGGUAUUAAUUGGACAAAUCUGCAGCAACAAGAUCGAACAGCAGCUGCCAUGUCGAGCUUCAGAAUCAUUGCAAUUUCCAUUCUCCACUUCACCUUUCUGCUCUGUAAUCCUUUCCCAAGCGCCUGUCUGAAAACGGACACAAUCAGCGCCGGCGUAUCCAUCAAAGAUCCCGACACCAUCGUCUCCCCCGGUAAUGUCUUCAAAUUGGGAUUCUUCAGCCCCGCCGGCACCGGAAACCGCUACCUGGGCGUGUUCUACGCCGUGUCGGAGAAAACCGUGAUUUGGGUAGCUAACAGAGGCCGGCCGCUGACGGAUUCUUCAGGGACGGCAGCAAUUUCCGGCGAGGGCAAUUUCGUCCUUUUCGAUGGAAAAAAUGAAACCCUAUGGUCGACAAACGCCACAGAUUCUCCGGCGAACGCGACGCUGCAAAUUCUGGACACGGGGAGUCUUGUCCUGAAGGAUAAUUCGACGGGAGGGAUAAUCUGGGACUCGUUUUCUGAACCGUCGGAUUAUUUCCUGCCGACGUUGAGGAUCGUCGACGAUACCAACACCGGGAAGAAGGUUUUCGUUUCUUCCUGGAAGAACGCCGCCGACCCGGCGGCGGGGAGCUUCACGGCGGGCCUGGAAGCCCGCAACAUCCCGCAGAUUGUCACGUGGAAUAACGGCCGCCGCCACUGGCGGAGCGGGCCGUGGAACGGCCAGAUUCUUAUCGGAGUUCAGGACAUGUAUUCGCCGUACCUCGACGGUUUCAAAGUGGUGGAAGAUCCGCCAGGCGUUUUCUACUUCACGGCGCCGGAAGGGAAGUUCUUGAUGAAAAUCGGCCUGAAUUCGUCGGGAACUUUGGUUCAGACAUUGUGGGACGAUCAGAAGAGGACUUGGGACAUAACCUGGCAGGCUCCGCAGCAACAAUGCGACGUCUACGGCACGUGCGGGGCGUUCGGGAGUUGCAGCUUUCGAGAUUCGCCGAUUUGUUCGUGUCUGAAAGGAUUCGAGCCGGCGAAUAGGGAGGAUUGGGACAGGGGGGAUUGGAGCGGCGGCUGCCGGAGAAAAAAGCAGCUCCGGUGCGGCUCUGGAGGAGAUUCCGAUGGAUUUUUUAAGCUGCCGUUCAUGAAAGUUCCUGAUUUGGCGGAGCAGUUUUCGUCGAGGCGGGGGGAUGAAUGCAGGACGAGGUGUUCGAUGAAUUGCUCAUGUAUAGCUUAUGCGUUCGAUUCGAACAUUGGCUGUAUGUUUUGGAGCGGGAGUUUGAUCGACAUUCAGAAGUUCAACGGCGUCGGCACUGAUCUUUAUGUUCGCCUCUCGGCUUCGGAAUUGGAUAGCCACAAGGACAGGAAGUUGGUCGUCGUAAUUCCUGUAGUCGCCGGUGUUGUCGCCGUAGCUUUUGUCGCCUUCAUCGUCUGGUGUUUGAUGGCUAAAAGAAAAGUGAAACGCGGGGAAGUGAAAGACAAUAAGAUCUUCGAAGCCGGGCAAACAUUCUCGUCAGAUUCGACAGCGCUUGUACUUAAAGAUGAGUCGGAGAAAGUUAACAUCGAAGAGUUGCCGCUAUUCACUUUCGAGGCGCUUGCCAACGCGACAGAUCAGUUCGACGAAAACAAUCUUCUCGGAAAGGGUGGUUUUGGGCCUGUUUACAAGGGAAACCUUCCGAACGGGAAAGAAAUUGCGGUUAAGAGGCUUUCGGCAGCUUCAGGACAGGGCGUGCAAGAAUUCAUGAAUGAAGUGAUUGUGAUCUCCAAACUGCAGCACCGGAAUCUUGUCCGGCUGCUCGGAUGCUGCGUCGAGAGGGAGGAGAAGAUGCUCGUGUAUGAAUACAUGCCUAACAAAAGCCUCGACGUCUGCCUAUUUGAUCCGACGCAUCCAUCGCAGAAGAUUUUAAGCUGGGAGAAACGUUUGAGCAUCAUCGAAGGAAUUGGUCGAGGGCUGCUGUAUCUCCACCGCGACUCCCGGCUGAGGAUAAUCCACCGCGACCUGAAGCCAAGCAAUGUUCUGCUCGAUGAGGAUUGGAACCCAAAAAUCUCCGAUUUUGGGAUGGCGAGGAUAUUCGGAGGGAAUGAAGAUCACGGGAACACGGCACGAGUUGUAGGAACAUACGGAUAUAUGGCGCCUGAAUACGCAAUGGAAGGGAGAUUCUCGGAGAAGUCGGAUGUGUACAGCUUCGGCGUGCUGAUGCUGGAGAUCGUGAAAGGGAAGAAGAACACACAUUAUUACAACCACGAAUGGUCUUUGAGCCUGUUGGGAUGUGCCUGGAAACUGUGGAGCGACGGCAAUGCUUUGGAGUUCGCCGACGAAACCAUGGCGAGUCGGAAUUCGGAGAAGGAGAUCGUUAGGUGCAUUCACAUUGCACUGCUCUGUGUCCAGGAAUUCCCCAAGGAUAGGCCUGCCAUUCAGACAGUCCUGUCGAUGCUCAGCCGGGAAAUCGUGGACCUGCCGGCGCCGGAGCAGCCGGUUUUUGCUGAGAAAUGGAAUGGCUUACACGUUGGGUCGAAUCAGCCCACCGGCCAUGUUGGAUACUCCAUUAACGAGCUUACUCUCACUGUUCUUGAUGGUAGACCACUCAACCCUAAGCAGACGUCUAAUCUGUGGGGACUGCUGUUCGAGAAGCAAAAAGUUAAAAAGGGAUUGCCAGAAAUGGCGAUGAGUUGGAAGCCAAAGAACAAGAUCCAGCCACGAAUCUUGAACAAGAUGGUACGAAAUUGGUCGUGUUCUUGUCUUCUAUUUUCCAUUGUCGUCCUGCACACCACCUGUUCGAUCAUAUGCGCAGCUCAGAGCCGAGACAGCUGCGACGCGUUCGGGAGGUGUGGGCCGUUUGGGAGCUGCGACCAGCACGAUUCCCCGAUUUGCAGUUGCCUGCAAGGCUUCGAUCCGAGGAACAAUCGGGAAUGGGAUGCGGGGAAUUGGAGCAGUGGGUGUGUAAGGAAGGUCUCUUUGAAUUGCGGAGGAACUGCCAAUGGAGGAAAAGCUGAUGGGUUUCUGAGGCUUGGAAUGAUGAAGAUUACGGGUUACUCCGACCGUUGGAUCGGCCCCGAAGAUCAGUGCGAAGGUCGAUGCUUGAUGAACUGCUCGUGCGUCGCCUACGCUUUCGACGUGGGCAUCGGGUGCAUGUUCUGGACCGGAACUUUGAUCGAUGUUCAGAAGUUCGCCAGUGGAUCCGGCUCGGAUCUUCACAUUCGUGUGGCGAAUUCCGAGUUAGGUCAAAAGAAAAGCUCGAAGAAGAUCGUUCUAAUAAUCAUCGUAGUUGUCGCUGUUGGCAUUGUUGUUGUUUCGCUUUGCUCGUAUUUUUCAUGGAGAUGGAUGGCAAAACGGCGAGGCGAUAAGAGAAAUGAAACUACGAACACAACCAUUUCUGGUUCGAUCGAUUCCUCUCUUCAAGAUGCAUUGAGCCAAGCGAAUCUCGAAGAGUUACCACUCUUCAAGUUAGAGAUACUCGCAAACGCAACCAACAAUUUCUCCGAAGCUAACAAGCUUGGCAGGGGCGGGUUCGGUUCCGUUUACAAGGGCGAGCUGGGAAACGGAAGACAAAUAGCGAUCAAGAGGCUUUCGAAAGCAUCCGGACAAGGGAUGCAAGAAUUCACGAAUGAAAUCGUUCUAAUAUCGAAACUCCAGCACAGGAAUCUUGUUCGACUACACGGAUGCUGCGUCGAGAAUAAGGAGACGAUGCUUGUAUAUGAGUACAUGUCGAAUAAAAGCCUCGACUUCUUUCUAUUCGAUCAAUCGCAAGAAGUACUCGACUGGCAAAAGCGAUACAGCAUUAUCGAAGGUAUCUGUCGGGGGCUGCUCUAUCUCCACCGCGACUCGAGAUUAAAGAUAAUUCACAGAGACCUCAAGCCGAGCAACAUCUUGUUAGACGAUGAUUGGAACCCGAAGAUUUCAGACUUCGGCAUGGCCAGAAUUUACGGAACUAAACAAGAUCAUGUCAGCACAGUACGGGUCGUGGGAACAUACGGAUAUAUGGCGCCCGAGUAUGCUCUAGAAGGAAAAUUUUCCGAAAAAUCGGAUGUCUUCAGUUUCGGAGUUCUAAUGCUGGAAAUCGCGACGGGAAGAAGAAACUCGAGCUUCCAUCAUCAAGAAGGAUCGUUGAACCUCGUCGGACAUGUAUGGAAGCUAUGGAACGAAGACAACAUCGUCUCCUUGAUAGAUCCUAGAAUAUUGAGGGGUAGCAACCGGCAAUCGGAGGUUAUUCGAUGCAUACACAUCGGAUUGCUGUGCGUGCAAGAACUGCCUAAAGAUCGACCGUCGAUAUCCUCGGUGCUGUCGAUGCUGAGCAGCGAAAUCGUGGAGCUUCCCGAGCCGAAACAGUCGGCGUUUGCCGUAAAAUCGAGCCGGCCCGAUGUCGGGACGAGCUCGGCCUCUCAGCAGAGCCAAAAGAGUAGCAACUCUGUUAAUAAUGUCACACUUACUAUGGUCGAUGGCCGGUAAAUUAAUAUGCUAUGGUUAUGGUAUUUAUAUACAGAAAUAUAUAUAUAUAUAUUUAUUUAAAAUUACUGUAGUUAAUAUAUAUUUUUAUUUAAAAUGUUGUAGUUAAUAUUUAUUUUUAAUUUUUUAAAAUUAUAUAUAACAUCCAAAUAUAUCUAAAUAAAAGAAGCAAGGCAAUUGUUUUAUUUUCAUAGGAAUAUGUAUAUUUAUUGAAGAAAUGGUAAUCAAACGAGGGGAUGAGCAUCUCAAAUCUCUAACUUGUUAGAUGCUUAUACCAACACAUAGUAAGAAAUAUAUAUUUUAUGUAUGUGUUUGUGUGUGGGUUGGUGAUUGGAUUGUACA
Messenger RNA from Andrographis paniculata, 4823 nucleotides. RefSeq names its product G-type lectin S-receptor-like serine/threonine-protein kinase At1g11330. The record is from RefSeq and is a predicted model, not a curated record. NCBI's taxonomy places the organism in Eukaryota, Viridiplantae, Streptophyta, Magnoliopsida, Lamiales, Acanthaceae. Gene Ontology annotation, molecular function: ATP binding; protein serine/threonine kinase activity. Gene Ontology annotation, biological process: recognition of pollen; protein phosphorylation. The transcript has 15 exons. The coding region runs from base 123 to 4484 and encodes 1453 amino acids.